Messenger RNA from Lepisosteus oculatus (spotted gar), 2149 nucleotides. It is a transcript of the gene oacyl, whose product is annotated as O-acyltransferase like. Lineage: Eukaryota; Metazoa; Chordata; Actinopteri; Semionotiformes; Lepisosteidae. Gene Ontology annotation, molecular function: acyltransferase activity, transferring groups other than amino-acyl groups. The record is from RefSeq and is a predicted model, not a curated record.
UGUGAGGUGGUUCAUUUUCCUUCAUUUCAUCUUUUUCUGCUAUGCAUUUAAUGGAAAUGUUUCAAAUAAAUGCAUGCAGGACACCACCAAGUUUGUUCUGGACCUUAAUAAAGCAAAGCCUAGUGAAUAUGCUGUUUUGAUGUAUGAUGCAUUUGGCAAAAUUGGAAGUGACUUUACAGGUGGGAACAUCAACAGGCCAGGCUCUGCUCGUGAGUGCUUGUUAGCCCAAGCACACAAUUUUAGUGGACAAUACUGCCAAGUCAUUUUGAAGCAGGAACAAACGAAGUACUUUGUUGGCAUAUGUGUCCCAGAUUCCUGCAGUGAGGCUGAAGUGCAAACUUUAGUUGUUUAUGAAGCCUUCCAUUAUAAGAAUAAAUCACUUGUGCCCCCUUAUCCAUCGAUGUUUCUUCUGGACUCAAUGCAAGGGAUCUACAUGAUACAAUGCUUAAGUGAAAACGUGUCCCCAGACUCCUCUGCUAUCAUUUGUCUGUUCAUGUGCUGUUUGUUAAUUGCAGUACCUCUUGCUGCCACCAUAUACAUUGCUGUUAUCAAAUGGAAACAUGAGAAAGAGGCUUUCCCCAGCGAUGCCUCUAGGUUACACUGCAGUCCCAAUGACUAUGGCACCCUCCUCAAAGACGAGGCUCACAAGAACGAGGAAGACCAUUCUAAGGUUAGAGGAAACCCAAAAGCAGAAUGCAGUGAUGUAAAAGAAGAGAACAGCAAGAAGAGCUACUUGUAUAAUGUCUUGCAAGCUUUCUCGCUGCAGAAGUGUGCAGCAGGGGUGUGGACUACAGAAAGUGCAAGUGAAAAUUACUCGUCUUUAAAUGGGAUACGGAUAUUGAGUCUUCUUUGGAUCAUUUCUGGACACACCAUCCAGCUAAGCGCUUGGAACAACUUAGACAAUGAAAAGAGAUGGAAAGAGACAGUAGAGAAUAAUCCAUUGUAUAUCUUUGCAUACAGUGGGCCUGUCUAUUUAGCUGUGGAUACCUUUCUGCUUGUGGGUGGUCUCCUCAGCGUGAAAUCCCUGUUCAGUUUCAUUCAGAAAGCAGAUGAUAAAAUCAGCAUGUGGCUUGUUGUUAAUUAUUUGUUUAAAAGAUUUAAAAGGAUUCAACCCCUUCAUCUUUACACAGUGUGCCUGGUCAUUGGACUGUUCUCAGUCAUCCCCAAAGGCUCUUUCUGGUUCAUUGUGGAGUCUGGGAUAGAGAACUGUAAAAGAUACUGGUGGUCAAAUGUACUGCUAAUAAACAAUUUGUUCACAACAGCUGACAUGUGCACCCCUUGGACAUGGUACCUGUCUGUGGACUUUCAGUUCUAUAUCUCAACUCCUUUGUUAGUCUUGCUCUACAGAAGGAACAAAUAUGCUAUGAUUGCAGUAGCAAGCAUUUUCCUUCUAAUAUCCUGUCUCAUCAGUGCAUUGCUGACAGCUUUUUUGCAAUUACCAGUGCAUCAACCAACAACACUGGCAUACGAGACCUACUUUCAAUACUAUUACAACAAGCCAUAUGCAAGAUAUGGUCCAUAUGUGGUGGGGAUUAUUUUAGGAAUAUUCAUGAAGACUAAAAAUGGUCAUAUUUUAGAACAUCGGUGGCAAGCUGCUCUUGGAUGGAUUACCACCUUCACUGUGAUGGCUUUGUUGGUUGGAAUGGCAUAUAUUUUACAAGAGGUGCCUCAGUACCCCUCAGUAGCUCAUGCUGUGUAUCAGGGCUUGCAUCGCACUGUUUGGGCGGCAGCCGUGGCCUGGAUAAUACUCGCCUGUGAGGAAGGAUAUGGAGGUUUUAUCAAUACAUUUCUUUCAUUGAAUAUUUGGAUCCCAUUUUCAAAUAUCAGUUUUGCUUGCUACAUGAUUCAUCCUGUUCUUAUUAUUCUUUAUAAUGGAAAGCAAGAGACUUCAAUUCAUUAUACUGACAUGAACUUUUUCUAUCUUUUUAUGGGAAACCUGGCUUUGACAGUCAUUCUGGGAUAUGCAUUAACAGUACUGAUUGAAAAACCAUAUUUAUUUCUAAAGAUCUGCAAAAGAUAAAUAUUGCUUUUUCUGGCCUCUACGCAAACAGCUUGCUUUACUUUACUUGGAAAGCAAUGUCAUAAUGUACAGAAGAGAACAUGAAAUGCCAGAAUGUUAAAGAAAAUCAAAUGUACAGAUUUUUUUAAA